GCCUCGAUUGAAAUCCGUUCCUGUUCUGUGAAACCAUUGUUCGCUGAGCUGGCCGCCAUUGGUAUGAGGCAAACUACAGUCUCGUCUAAUGCCUAUGAUGGUCCUCAGUCGUACGAGUUAACCAAUCCGGACGAACUAUGCAGCAGCUCGGAGGUGCAGGUUAUACGUGUCAAUGCAUUACACGAGCAAGGUGAUACCGGGCAGACGACUUCCACAACCAUCGAGUCGAAACCAACACCUAUUCAGGCUCCUGUCAAUUUGACCAAAACUAUUCGGAAGCCCUAUUCGGUUCAGUCGUUUCAGGAUGCUGACGAGGCAGCUAUCACACGAUCAAGCACUUUAUUGUCAUCCUUAGACCAAGAUGCCUUGCUCCUAUCUGCAAGUGAUGAAGAGGACCCGAGACCGAAUCAGAAUGGCGUACCUGCAGAUUUAACGGUGGCUUCCAACCAAGUCCUGGCUCCGGCAGUUCCUGCACGUCUCCCAUUCAAUGGGGAUUCCACUUUGUUCGUUCCCACCGAAAAUCAGUCACUGUUGGCCAGCGAAAACCAAUCACAACCACAACUGGUCAGUCGAUUUGUAGAUUGGACAAGGGAUUCCACCAUUCCACCGACCACUUCGCCAUCCCAGCUGACAAACCAAUCCCCAAUCCAUUCAGAAACGAAUGUGCUUGAUGUGAGCGUUUAG
Molecule: messenger RNA, 684 nt
Organism: Echinostoma caproni
Lineage: Eukaryota; Metazoa; Platyhelminthes; Trematoda; Plagiorchiida; Echinostomatidae
Source: the annotation of a GenBank genome assembly